UCUCUCUCUCUCUCUCUCUCUCCUCGUCUCUCUCACAUUCACACACUUUCUCUCUCUCUCUCCAACGAAACCAUGGAGGACUCCCCAACCCCAACAGCUCCGAGCUGGAGCAACAUACUGAAGAGCCAAGCGGUCCCAAAGCCGAACCAGCAAGAGCCAGCGCAAGCGAACCAAGUCUUCGUGGAUAGUUGCAAGUCCACCAAAGGCAUAGCCGUGGCCGUGGUCGACGCCAACGCCAUCAUCGACGGCGGAGAUGGCCUCUCACGCUGCGCCGACAAGUUCGUCACCGUCCCCGAGGUCUUGGCCGAGGUCCGUGACCCUUUCUCCCGUCACCGCCUCUCCGUCCUCCCCUUAUCCCUCCACUCCAUGGACCCCUCCCCCGAUUCCCUCAACAAAGCAAUAAAGUUUGCAAGGGCAACGGGUGACUUGCAGACACUGUCGGAUGUUGAUCUAAAACUGAUUGCGUUGACAUAUACAUUGGAGGCUCAGAUUCAUGGGACUAAACAUAUCAGGGACUGUCCUCCCCCUGUUCAUGUGGUCAAUGCAAAGACCUUACAUGAGAAGGACAUGCCUGGUUGGGGCUCCAAUGUUCCCAAUUUGAAGGAGUGGGAAGCUAUAGAACACGUAGCUGGGGAUGGAUCAGAUCCUUCCAAUUCGAGAAUCCUACCUUUGCAGGAUUUGAAUAUGAACAUUGUUGAUGAUGGUAAUGAUGAAAAGUCGGAGGAUGGUUCGAAAGCAAGUUCAGAGAAUCAUGAGGAUGUUGUAGAAGGCAGUAGGAGAAGGAGGUAUUUGCCGAAGAAAAGGGAGGUGAAGAUUGAAGGGAAGAAGAUGGUAGCAGAUGGAAUUGAUGCGUCGCAAGGGGAAUUUGAUGACGAUGCUGGUGAUUGGAGGCCGGCUGUUGGCCGGAGUACUCAUAGACGGUAUCUUAGGAGGAAAUCUCGGCGUGAAUAUUAUGCGGCAUUGGCUGAAAAGGAUGAGGCUGAGGAUAACAAUGAUAAUGCUGUUGUUGAGGAUACUAACAGAUUGGAAAAUGGGGUUCCAGAAGGGAAUGAGAUAAAGGAGGGAAACAAGGAUGGUGAGGAGAAUAUUUCUGUGAUCUUAGAGCGAAUGAGGCUGGAAGAAGAAGAAGAAGAAGAUUCGAUGAAGGGUCUUGAAGAAGGAAAGGAACUUGAGCCUGACGACACCGAAUUGGUGGAGAGCAAUGAAGCUGUGGGAGCCAAUGUUGAUAUGGGUAAUGAGGAAUUGGAUCACAUGGAGAUGUUGAGCCAGACUAAUGAAAGUGUUGAUGAUGGUAGUAGUGAGCAGAGCUGGAUGCUAAGAUCAUUGUCCGAGUCCAGUGUGGCCUGUGUAACUAGUGACUUUGCAAUGCAAAAUGUGCUUCUGCAGAUGGGUUUACGCUUACUAGCGCCUGGAGGAAUGCAGAUACACGAGCUACACAGGUGGAUUCUGAAAUGCCAUGCCUGCUAUACAGUGACUGCUGAGAUUGGGAAGAUUUUCUGCCCAAAGUGUGGAAAUGGAGGCACUUUACGCAAGGUAGCUGUUACAGUUGGUGAGAAUGGAGUUGUUUUAGCGGCCCGUCGACCACGGAUUACAUUGCGUGGCACAAAAUUUUCACUGCCUUUGCCACAAGGUGGAAGGGAUGCCAUUACCAAGAACAUGAUUUUACGUGAAGAUCAACUCCCACAAAAGUUCCUUUACCCCAAGACAAAGAAGAAAGCGAAUAAGCAGGGAGACGGCUUCUACAGCAUGGAUGACUUCGGCCAACAUUCUGAUAAAAGAGGCCCCCUGCAGCCUCCUGUAAGGAAGGCAUUAGCAGUUUUCAGUGGAAGGAGGAAUCCCAAUGACAAUCAUUAUGCUCGUUCAAAGCGCAAAUAGGGGGUUAGCUAAAAAUUUGUUGUCAUUCAUGUUGUUUUGGAAAUAGUAUUUAAAUUGGUUUUGAUAUUUAACAGUAGAGUCGUGUUGCCAACAAGUGGUGAAGGCCUUGUUGAGUCGAGUGAGACCUAUAAAUAUUUCCUAUAAAUAUUUUUAGCACAAUUUUGGUCA
Molecule: messenger RNA, 2043 nt
Organism: Corylus avellana
Lineage: Eukaryota; Viridiplantae; Streptophyta; Magnoliopsida; Fagales; Betulaceae
Product: RNA-binding NOB1-like protein
Biological process (GO): ribosomal small subunit biogenesis; maturation of SSU-rRNA
Cellular component (GO): preribosome, small subunit precursor
Molecular function (GO): RNA endonuclease activity
Source: RefSeq, a predicted model, not a curated record